UAUUCAAAUGUGGGUCAGGGGUGAGGAAGCCUAACGUCAUAAGCUUGCAACAUGGCGUCCCGAAGGCUGUGAGAUGAGCAAGGGGAUGGUGAAGAACGCCUAAGAACGAUCCUACCGAUGUAAUAAGCUUGAGGUGCUGCUCGUGUAGGAAGAGAGAGAGAAGGAAGAGAGAAGGAAAGAAGGAAGGAAGGAGGAAAUGGAACUGCCAAAUCAUGCCAAACAACUGCUGCUGCAACUUAACCAGCAGAGAGCCAAGGGCUUCCUCUGUGAUGUCAUCAUUGUGGUGGAGAAUGCGCUCUUUCGUGCCCAUAAGAACAUCCUGGCGGCCAGCAGCAUUUACUUCAAAUCUCUGGUCCUCCACGAUAACCUCAUCAAUCUUGACACAGAGAUGGUCAAUCCCUCUGUUUUCAGACAAGUUCUGGACUUCAUCUACACUGGGAAGCUUUUGUCCUCAUCAGACCAGACCAAUGAGCAGAAUUUCAGUGCCCUCUUGACCGCAGCCAGCUACCUCCAGCUACAUGACCUCGCUGCUCUGUGCAGAAAGAAGCUCAAGCGCAGUGGUGGGAAACCUCUGCCAGGCAAGCCCUCCACUCCGGGUCCCCAUAGCCGCUUACGCCUCAAUAACCAGCGCCUUUCCUCCUCUACCCCUGCUGGUCCCAACAACCACUAUCCUCCAACCCCUUCCGAUGCCGACCAACAACAGCCAGAUGAAGGCCUUCGGGAAAAACUCUCAGAUGACGAGAUGUUUGUCGGCAGUUCUGGGAAGAAUGGGAAUGGAGGAAACGGCGGCAGUAACGGAAAUCUCAGCAGCGGAGCGAGUGCUGGGGAGCCGGAUCUUGGACUAGACCUUUCCAAGAAGAGCCCUCACUCUGCAGGCACAGCCACUGAUGCCCUCAGCCCAAACAGCAAUUCCCAAGAAUCCCCUCAAUCUGCCUCAGUAUCCACAACCAACAGUGCCUCGCUGGAUGACUCCUCGGCCACCCUACCAGGUGCAGACACGGAGACCAUUGAACUCAACUCCUCCUCUAAGACCAUAGAAGAAUCCCAAAGCCAGUCUGAUGGCCCUCCUCCCCAGAAGAAAACCCGCCAGGGAGCUCGUAAGAGUGAAUGGCCUAAGAAGGAAGUAUCGGGGUUGAAGUCAGAGGAUCAUGACAGGCCCCUGGUCAACGGGGUGAUUGUGGGUCCUAAAGACGGCCGCUCCUCUGGGAUUGGCGGAGGUAGUGGUAGCAGCUUUACAUCCGACCAGUCCUUCCAGUGUAAAGACGAGGAAGAAGGAGGAGAAAAUGGUCAGGACCACAGUGAAGAAAGUGGGCAAAGUGAUGGAGAAAGUGCAGGAGGGGGAGGGGGAAACCACAGCGCCAAUUACGUGUACCGGCAGGAAGGGUUUGAGCCAGCGUUUGGGGACAACCUCUAUGUGUGCAUUCCCUGUGGUAAGGGCUUCCCCAGUUCUGAGCAGCUCAACGCUCACGUGGAGACGCACACUGAGGACGAGCUCUACAUCAAAGAGGAGGGAGGAACCAUUGUGAAAGAAGAAGAUGAAGAGGAGGCCGAGGACCUUUCUGCACCUGUAGGUCCCUCCACCUUUGGGUCUGAAACACGUCCGUUCAAGUGUACAGUCUGCAGUAAGAGCUACAAAGACCCUGCAACGCUGAGACAACAUGAAAAAAGCCACUGGCUGACCAGGCCCUUUCCCUGCAACAUCUGUGGCAAAAUGUUUACCCAGCGAGGAACCAUGACACGCCACAUGCGGAGCCACCUCGGCUUGAAGCCUUUUGCAUGUGAAGAGUGUGGCAUGCGCUUCACACGCCAGUACCGCCUGACGGAGCACAUGCGUGUCCACUCUGGGGAGAAGCCGUAUGAAUGCCAGCUAUGCGGUGGGAAGUUUACUCAGCAGCGCAACCUCAUCAGUCACCUGAGAAUGCACACCUCACCCUCUUAGAAAUGCAUCAAGCCAAAGAACUCUAAGAACAGGAAAAAAAGAAACAUUUCUCUACCUUUUUCCAUUUUAAAAGCAAAGAAAUGCACACAUACAUUCACAUGCAGACACGUAGUUCUACAUAUUAAUUCCAGUUUACGAUGCCCUGGCUGUGUGAAUGAUGUAGCUGUUAGCCACAGUGCUCUCUUGGUGACGGUGAGAUCUUGCUGAUGCAAGGAUCGAGUCAUCGUUUAUAUCCAAUGACGUCUGCUCACCUCUCAGGAGUUCCAGAGGGACAUUUUACCACUGUCUCUCUCCAAAGUCACAGAGCCACAGCGGGGUGGCAUAACUUCUGGUUCGUCAAAUGUGAAUGUGGGUACCGAUGUAAUGUCAAGCCCCCUCACCUCCUAUCCCUCGGCGGUCGCCUUCUCUUCUCUCUUUGAGGUUUUUCAGAUUGUUUCUCAAACAGAUUGACUCAAGAGUGUCAUCUAUACUCCAGAGCUAUUUUGACCAAAAACCCAUGCAAAUACUGGCAAUAAUUCAGAAAAAAAAGAAACAUUUAUUUUAACCCUGACAGCUUUAUAUCCAUCAUUAAGUUGGCGAUCAAUAUCUGUAUGAAAGAGGAGGGGUAACUGGGUUUGGGACCAUCUCCGUGCUUUAACUGAAAGCCCUGAAUGAGAAAAAAAAUGUUGGGAGGACGUAUUUGUUUUUAAGACAUGACAAAGUCUUCUAUGCCUGUUUGCAUUGAUGUAGAGGACAUGUUUGUUGUUUUUAAAGUUUUUGCCUGCUAGUGCUCCUGGGAGUGAAUCCUGGCUGGAAAGAUGAACCCCUCGUGGUACUUGUUUUACUUAAAGAACUUGUCAUGUUUCAGUGAAUGUUUAAACUGGAAGAUCU
Messenger RNA from Cololabis saira (Pacific saury), 2809 nucleotides. RefSeq names its product hypermethylated in cancer 2 (gene hic2). The record is from RefSeq and is a predicted model, not a curated record. Gene Ontology annotation, biological process: regulation of transcription by RNA polymerase II. The transcript has 2 exons. Gene Ontology annotation, molecular function: DNA-binding transcription factor activity, RNA polymerase II-specific; protein binding; RNA polymerase II cis-regulatory region sequence-specific DNA binding. The coding region runs from base 197 to 1939 and encodes 580 amino acids. Gene Ontology annotation, cellular component: nucleus. Lineage: Eukaryota; Metazoa; Chordata; Actinopteri; Beloniformes; Belonidae.